AUGGGUCAUCCUGCUAUAGAGGCUGCAGACUACCAUGGGUGUCCUGCCAUAGAGGUACACCCAGACCCCACCAUGGGUCAUCCUGCCAUAGAGAGGUACCCAGACCCCACCAUGGGUCAUCCUGCCAUAGAGGUACACCCAGACCCCACCAUGGGUCAUCCUGCCAUAGAGGUACACCCAGACCCCACCAUGGGUCAUCCUGCCAUAGAGGUACACCCAGACCCCACCAUGGGUCAUCCUGCCCUAGAGGUACACCCAGACCCCACCAUGGGUCAUCCUGCCAUAGAGGUACACCCAGACCCCACCAUGGGUCAUCCUGCCAUAGAGGUACACCCAGACCCCACCAUGGGUCAUCCUGCCAUAGAGGUACACCCAGACCCCACCAUGGGUCAUCCUGCCAUAGAGGCUCAGUGUUGUCGAGAGGCCACAUUAUUUACUUUAACAGGCUCUUGA
Molecule: messenger RNA, 453 nt
Organism: Homarus americanus (American lobster)
Lineage: Eukaryota; Metazoa; Arthropoda; Malacostraca; Decapoda; Nephropidae
Product: magnetosome-associated protein MamJ-like
Exons: 3
Coding region: 1-453 (150 amino acids)
Source: RefSeq, a predicted model, not a curated record